Messenger RNA from Hydra vulgaris (swiftwater hydra), 465 nucleotides. NCBI's taxonomy places the organism in Eukaryota, Metazoa, Cnidaria, Hydrozoa, Anthoathecata, Hydridae. The record is from RefSeq and is a predicted model, not a curated record.
AUGUCAUUUAUACCAGAAGUUUUGUGGAAAGAAAGCUAUGAACAAGGAUUGCAACGCAUGAUUAGUGCAUGCUCUGAGUUUGUAGUUCAGAGCAGUAGCUUUGAAGAUUUGAACAGUUCAGAAGAAGAAUCUGCUCCUGUUAAAUUAAGCAGCUCUAAGAUUAAAGCAUCUUUAAAAGAUAUCUCUUCAUUUAAAGAGCAUAAUGAAUCCAUUGUUUCUUUUAAAGUAAAGAAAAGGAGAUCGUCAUGCCGUGAUGAACAAUCUAAUGAUUCUUCGUCCUCAUCUCCUAAAAUAAAGAAAAUAUUGACCUCUAAAUGUAACCCAGCAAAACAAAACCAAAUGAUAAAGAAUUCCAGUAUAUCACAUGAAAACUCCAGGAAAAAUUUAAGCGAAGAUAAAAAAAAAAAAAACGUAAUGCAAUAUAUUUCUUGGUUUACAUAUAAAUGUUAUUUUAAUAUUUUUUAA